AUGAAUCUUUCUUUGGAAGAAUCGAAACCCGCAGUUAGCAUCGAUGGAAACCAAGCAAUCUGUAAUAAUAAUGAUGAUGAUGAUGAUGAUGAUGAUGAUGAUGAUGAUGAUGAUGAUGAUGAUGACGAUGAUAAUAAUAAUAAUGAUAAUUAUAAUUAUGAUAAUCCCUUGUUUUACCCUCGGCAGUAUUUGUAGCACUUGUGCCAGUGGGGCCAAGCAAAUGCCUGAAACAAAUAUUUCAAAUGAAACUUAACAGGGUUAAAAAAGGCCAACUGGCCGGAGGCAAACCAGUUGGUUAUUUACAAGCGUGGCCGAGGUUUUAAACUUGGGACUAUCGAGAACAAAUCCAGCAAGCAGUCAGGGCGGGACUUGAACUCGGGACUGCAAUUCCAGCUCUCUAACUGCUCGGCCACCCUACCUCCACUAUUCUUAUCAUUUUAGUUCGCUAAUUCUUUAUACCAAAUGAAUCUUUCUUGGGAGGAAUCGAAACCCGCAAUUAGCAUCGAUUGAUACCAAAAAGAAUUAUCAUCAUAUUCCUAUUAUUCCAUUUUAGUUGCUAAUACUUUAUACCAAGAGAUACUAGCAAGCAACUUGAACAUUAAUUGAACAUGAAUUGUUUUUAAUAAAGACACCCAUGUUUUACUCCUCGGCCAAAGUCAUAUCUCAAUGUCAACUGGAAAGAAAUAAUUAAAAUGAAACAUUGGGCAUGGCCAGAAUUUAAUUUCACGCACGCGCGGUAGCAGUGGACAGUUAGAAAAAAUACCAACAGAAAACAAUGAACAUUUUACAAAGAAAUGUGGGAUAAGUAAAAUAAUUUGCGAUACAGCAAGUCGUGCGAUAUACCUGAACACUAGGUUGCGAUUGAGACUGAAAGGUUGACUUAUUUAGACCUUAGUUUUGACAAACUUAAACUCCUACCGUCAAAUCUCGAGCUUCCCAGAAUGGACAUAAAAAUACGAAAAAAUUACCUGCAUCUUCCAUAUGUUUCUAUUGCAAAUGGAGCACUGCCACCUCGAUUAACCUCUUUUCUUCAGUAAUUAAUGACAAUUUUGCUGGGGAACUCUCUUAGGUUGCGAUGAAAUCUUCAAGUACAAAGUCUUGUCUUUCUAUCGUGAGUUUUUUUGUCCUCUAAAAAAGCAUAUUCUUCCUUGCCAUGUUUAAAGAAUUUGGAGUUAACUCUAUUUAUAAAUACGCUUCUACUACACGGCUUAAAUCCAAGACCUUCCCUCUACAAUAUCUCGGCCAAAAAUCAUCUAAAUUGUCUCCAAAACCUCUUGUUCGAAAGCUUAUUACUUCGAGGUUUCGUCGCCACCUUUGGUUGUUGCAAUAUUUUUGAUCAGCGGCCUUUAUUUGACCAAAACGAGAUAUGUAUUGACCACUCGAACUUUCCGAACAUUAUGAGUCCGGGAAUCGCAGUAAAAACCAGCGGUUAAAACCAGUGCGAAACAGUCUGAAUGUAAGUCGCCCGAGAUUUGACGGGCGAGAUUUCUGAACAUGUUAAGAAUCCUUCCUUGCAGAAGGCAAAGCAUUUGUGUAGAGUGUAGGGUGAAUGAAUGCGGGUUCAACGAUGAGGGCUGGGGAGGCCGACUUCAACUCGAGAGUUCCGGAUUACAAGACUAGCACGCCUCUUCCCCUGUUUCGACAUUCUUUCAUGGUUUUUCUUCUUAUAUAUUGAUUUCUGUUUUAGGAAACUAAAGGAAAUCCUGGUGAAUUACCAACAUGUUUCUCCAAAGGAGCCUACGAGGGAUUCUGGUGGGCCUUUAUAACCCUGACUACGGUGGGGUAAGUAGAGGGCAUGUGUAAUAUUUCCCUCUGUAAAUGGGUAACAAUCUUUGAGGCGGUUUCCGUGUCAUAUUGCGUCGCCUGGCGCCAAUGAAUCUUGGUAGAGCCACCCAUGUUGGGCAGAUCGAGGGGUAGGGUCUCAAAAGAAGAUACUAAUUAGAAUAACUACAGAUGAACAUUACGAUGGUUUCAAUUUACUCCAAAGUACGGAUUUGAGCUUAAAUUUCCAAGAGAAAUUCAAACAAAAGCCAACUAAUAGUCACCUGUCGUGCCUUUUUUCGCCGUCUCGGGCUGUUUAAAGUGUUAUUUAGUUCUAUCUGUGCUCACACCUUUCUUAUCUUCUGUAGUUAUGGUGAUCGCUGCCCGAAAUCCAACCUCGCUAAGACUUUCGCCAUUGUAUGGCUUCUUACCAGUGUCGUACUUUUGUCACUACUGAUGGGUGAAAUAUCCGCAGCUUUGACUGUUAUGGUGAUUCAAACAGCAGCAGGAGGUCCUAUGGGUGGUGGAAAUAAG
Messenger RNA from Porites evermanni, 2295 nucleotides. The record is from the annotation of a GenBank genome assembly. NCBI's taxonomy places the organism in Eukaryota, Metazoa, Cnidaria, Anthozoa, Scleractinia, Poritidae.